AUGCAGUUCCUCCAAGCAAUUCUCGCUUUCGUCGUUGUCUUCAGUGUCACCUUUUCAAGUGGUUGCCUCGUCUUCGAUGCCACAUGCAACAUCGGCACUUCAAAAAUCGUCGGAACUAUGACAGACAAUGGCCAAAAAACUUGCACGUUUAGCGGCAUAGUUGCCAAAGACAAGAAAUCUCUGUUUGCAUCUUGCAUCGAAGGCUUUGCAUCCUACAGUCGCUCCGAUCUAGAAAUCGCCGCUUACAGCAAUCGCGGAAACGAGCACUUAUUCCCUGUCGCAAAGGAGGUCCACUCGACAAAUCCCAGGAAUCAAUACUAUACUCUCUCGGCCCGAAUGAUGAAGCUUUUCCAAACACUUGCAGUUAUCUCCCUCUUCACCGUCGGCUACGCAUGCGUCAAGCUGGAUGGCAAAUACAACUGGGGUACUCACGACAUUAGCGCAACAAUUACAGACAACGGCAAAAAUACUUGCACUUACAGUGGCAAACUUCGCGACGCACAUCAAUUUCUCUCUUGUAUCCCUAGAUUUUCUGCCUUCAUUGAUGGAUCCUUAACCUGGGCUUCUUAUAGCAACAAUGGCAACAAGGGGACCAUUCGAAUCAUAAAAGAGACAACUGGGAAAGGGGCAGAUGGGAAUGGACUGGGCAAAGAUGAAUUUUUUCUUGCCGGACAAGCGUUUGGGUGUUAG
Molecule: messenger RNA, 690 nt
Organism: Pseudogymnoascus verrucosus
Lineage: Eukaryota; Fungi; Ascomycota; Leotiomycetes; Thelebolales; Thelebolaceae
Exons: 2
Coding region: 1-690 (229 amino acids)
Source: RefSeq, a predicted model, not a curated record